AUGGAAGGAAACAAGUCCUUCAAAAAAAAUAACUCUAUCAUUAAGAAACCCAAGAAUAUUAAUGAUUUGAAUGAUAGAUCUGAGGAUUUGGUCAAUUGGAUUGAUAAUUUGAAGAGCAGAUUCAACAAUGAAUUAAAGUAUCAAAAUGAUGAGAUCAUAAAUUUCAAUAAAUCUUUAGAUGUUGAUGAAUUACGUCAAAAAUAUAGUCAGAAAGUUUUCGUCGACGAUAUCACACCGUUUGAACCUUCGGAGAACAUCAGUGAUCAAAGUGAAGAAUCAGAGUCAGUCGUAGAAGAAAGCGACAGCGAAAUUGAAAUAUUAUCUGAGCACAUAGACGAGGAAGACGAUGAGCAGGAGGAAGAAGUAGAAGAAGAAGAAGAAGAAGAGGAAGAAGAAGAGAUUGUUGAUGCUAUAGAUUAUAGUGAUGAUCAAGAAGAGUAUCACAUAAAUUCUGAGACAGAGGAACAUGAUCAUCUGACAUAUUCUCGUAAAUCUGUUGGUGGUAAGUAUCCUAGAAAAGGUUUACCUAUAGACAACCAACCUGACCCCCAAGAUGGAGAUGAUCACGGGAUGGCUGAAACUUUUGAUACCACAGAAUAUUUCGAACCAGAGGAACAAAACAUUGAGAAUGAUUAUAGAUUUGAACCUUCAAGCAUUGAUCAUUUACUUGACCCAGAACUUCAUGAGAACAUCGCCGAUUUGGUGCAAGAAAAUUAUGACAAAAUGGAAUUUGAAGGUUUAGAUGAUUUACCCAAUGAUUUAAUGGAUCUUGCAGAAGCUGCAAUUAAAGAAGCCGAUGAAGAAAGAAUACAAAUCAUGGAUGUUGACGAAAUACAACCUCAAGAGUCGAUUGAACAUAAAAUUCCCGAAUUGACCGAUGGAUACAACGCCAGUGUUGAAAUAGAGGAAUUGGAAGCUGUGGUUCAUGAAGAAUCGCCUGUAGCCCCAUUACCCCAACCUUUCGAGUUGGAAGAAGUCGAAGUGGAAGUCGAAAUCCAAAGCGAAGCGGAAAUGACUGAAGGUUCACUUGCCGAUUACGAAGAUAAUGCCAUUCGAAAUGAUCGUGAACAAAAUCCAAUGACAAUAAUAGACAAAGAGACUGUAGAAGAUGAUCAAGAAGAGGCAAUCUUAUCUGGUUCGGAUAUCGAAGUUCCGACACUGUUCAAGACGGUGGAGGAAAAAACAUCAGAAGAGGUUUUGGCUGAAUUGAAGCAGAUGGAAGAGAAAUUUGGUUUCAAGUUGUCGGUAAGGAAGCAAUUGCAAAAUGAGUUGGGAAUUGAUCCUAUGGAAGAAUUUAAGAAUAAAAUCGAUUUCCCCAAACUUGAUGAAUUACCUUCUGAUUAUGAAAGUGAAUCACAAUCUGAACCAGAAGUUGAUCUGGAACCAAAGAAUGAUCCAGAACUCAUCUCCAAACCAGAUUUACCUUCUAACGAAGAUACUGAGCAUAUGGUGCUAGAAGAAGAGAUUGAAAACACCGAAAUGAUUGAUGAUAACGAUAUAAUACAAAAAGAAUUUGAACCCAUAGUCGACAAUUCAGAAAAUGGAUCCGAUGGUUCUGAUAUUUCCAGCUCUGACGAAGAAGAGGUGGUGAAGGAACUUUUAGGUAUCAACUCCUCUUUUGGAGCAGAAGAUCAUGUAUCUGAAUCCAGUGGUUUGAAUAUUUCAUAUUUGAGUCCCGAAGAGCAUGAAGAACAGUUGAAAUCCAUGCAAUCACAAGAUGUUGAUUCAAAGAGGCCCAAAAGACCAAGUUUGACAAAUUCUUCUAUGAUAGAUUUUGCAGAAUCUCGAUUCAUUCCUAGAGGACCAGAAUUACUCAAUAUUGACUCCUCCAUGAUUGAAUUUGCUGAAGAAGUACCAGAAAGACCAGCUUUGGGUGAGGUAAAUUCCUCUGCGAUGUUCGACUCGCUGAUGGUUGAUGACGAGGAACCCAUAAAACCUCUGUUACAGGAUCUCAAUACUUCUGUGGCAUUUGAAGACGACAACGAACCAGAAAAGUCGUUUGUGGAGGUACUUGAUGAAUUGGUUGGAAUACCCGAGGAGAAAUCAGAGGGUGAGGCUUCGGUGGUGGAUGAGACCCAAAUGCCAAAAGAAAGCGAUGAUAAAAUGGAAGUUGAUCAAGUUGAGACCCAUGAAGAAACCCAGCCAAGCACAUCACUUCUCGAUGCAGUUGACACAUUGGUUGAGUUGAUUGAAGAAACAGUAGAAGAACCUGUUGAAGUUAGAGUAGAACCAAUCGUUGAAGAACCUGCAGUUGAAGAACCUGUCACCGAAGAACCUGUCACCGAAGAACCUGUCACCGAAGAACUUGUCAUCGAAAAACCUGUCAUCGAAGAACCUGCUAUCGAAGAACCUGCUAUGGAAGAACCUGCUAUGGAAGAACCUGCAAUCCAACAAUCUACUGUUGAAGAAACUGUUGUCGAAGAACCUAUCGUUGAAGAACUUGUGGUUGAAGAACGUACGACCGAGGAACCCAUUAUCGAAGAACUGACUCACGAUGAGACUCAUUCAGGGCCAGAAUUAGAAGAUAUUGAAAAGGACCAACUCAGAGACGAUGAAGAUAAAUCGUUUGUGGAAGUGCUUGAAAGUUUAAUGAAUGAGUCCAUCGAAUCAGCCGAAGACCUUAAUCCACCAGCUGAUUCAGAAACUCAAGAAUCUCAGAGUUACGAGAUACAGGGAGAGCAAGAAGUGACUACUGAUGACCAUCAUUCAGGUGAGCCAGCAGAUUCUGCUUUCGCUUACCCUAUUCCACAACCUUCACUCGAACCCGUGGGACUGACCGAAAAUUCGCCAGUCAUAGAGUUUGCUGACGAACCAGAGGAAACUUAUGUCGAGUACGAUAAAGAUGUGGUACUUGAAAUUGACGAGAAGGAUAUUAUCCACCCCACCGAAGAGAAGGAACCCAGCGAAGCUCCAGUUUACCAUGGCGAAUUGCCUGAAUUCAUAACUGACGAUAAUGACGAAAUCGCAGCCACUACUCCAACUUCUAUCAACGAACCUGCAGAAGAACCUGAGAUAUUUGAAGAGUUAAUAGAUGACGAAGAAAGUGGCCUCACUGUGAUACCAACAGAUAUAUUCAUACCCGAGGAACCUAUUAGAGCGUUCCCUCAAUACGAAGUAACGGACGAACUUGUAGAUGGGGAAUUGAUUAGCGAGUACACCAGAAUAGAAAGCACAAAGCGCCCACACGAAGAUCUUGAUCCACUUCCUAAUAAACGUAGGAGAUUUGGUCCUUUGUCUUGGAUUUCGAAUAUCUUCAAAGGUAAGCCUCCGAAACAAGGGUUUGAAGCAGGAGACAAAGUCGAAUAUGAUGAAGAUAUAGCUGCAGCUGGAUCAGGAGAAGCUGAAGAGGAAUUAAAGGAACAAGCUCCUGAAGAAGCUAAUGAAGGAGCUGAACAAGAGGGUAAAGAAGAAGGUAAAGAAGAAGGUAAAGAAGAAGCUGAACUAGAAGUCGCGGAAGAAGCUGUGGAAGAAGCUAAUGCCGAAGCUAAUGCCGAAGCUAAUAAAGAAACCAAGGAAGAAGCUGAAGACGAAGGAAUCGAGGUUGAUGAUCAAUUGGCUGUUGUUGAUAUUGUAGAUCAAGAAUUCGAAGAAGGCACAAAGAAAGAUGCGGGUGAGAUAGAUGAAGAAGAAGAAAUGGAAGACGAAGGAGUCAAAGAGAAAUCGUUCGUGGAGAUUCUUGAUGAUCUUGUAGGAGAAACCGAGGAAAAUAUUCCCGAUUCUGACAAAGUAGAUGUUGAACCCGAAGAGACGAAUGAACAGGAACUGAGCGCAGACAAACGUAAAGAAGUACCGGUAGAAGCUACACAUUCAAGUAAACCUGUGCGUAAAUCCAGGAGAUUCCAAUUAGACAUCAAUCCUGAAGAUUUGGAACCGGCUCACCUGUUACGGGAUGGCCAUAAGUUCGGCUUAGAUUUGGUACAAAAAGACGAAGACACUGAAAAACCAGAACUCACAAAACCAGUCAAAGCCACCUUAGGAAAUUCUCCCAAGAAAGGAAAACACUCAAGAAAGUCCAAAACCACAAAAUUGGUUUCCAACCCAAUUCCCCAAAAGAAAUCCUCAAAGGCAGAAUCCAAAGACCUGCUUGCGUCAAGAACCAGAUCCAAAUCACCCAUUAAAGAAACCAUUCAGGAUAUCAUCACUGAUAAUACCCCUAUCGGUCAACGUCUUAAAAGAAAAAGAAAACAAGUUUUGACAGAAGAAGAAAUAGAAGAAGAGCAAGAAACUAGAGGAAGGAAAAGAUAA
Messenger RNA from Yamadazyma jaroonii, 4245 nucleotides. The record is from the annotation of a GenBank genome assembly. NCBI's taxonomy places the organism in Eukaryota, Fungi, Ascomycota, Pichiomycetes, Serinales, Debaryomycetaceae.